Messenger RNA from Dicrocoelium dendriticum, 909 nucleotides. The record is from the annotation of a GenBank genome assembly. NCBI's taxonomy places the organism in Eukaryota, Metazoa, Platyhelminthes, Trematoda, Plagiorchiida, Dicrocoeliidae.
AUGCAGUUCUCCUAUGAAGAGCAGUACCGUUCAUUCCUGGAGGAUCUUUGGUGUGAGUCGGACCCAGACGGGGUGUUCGGUGAGUUGGUUGAUCUUAUUCCGCCGGACGGGGAGGAGGUUGCCUCUCCUGAGGUGGCUAUUGAAGCGAUCCAACCGCCAAAGGGGGAGGAGGGUGCAUCUCCUAAUGUGGUUAUGAUCAAAUCGCCGAUGGGGGAGGAGGGUGCCUCUCUUAAGGCUGAUCAGAAGGUUGCCAAUUGGUCUGUCGAAAUACUAGCCCAUAUCAUAACGGAAUUGAAGCGCUCUCAGCACGGGGAUGACCUGGCUGGUCAGCUGCUUCCGCUUGCUGAGCAGUUGCAACAUGGUACGCUCAAUAAACGUGCAGGCGUGGCGCGUCUGUGCGAGGUCGCGUUUCAACAGCGGGAUGGGUGUCUUAAGGCCUCAUAUGUCUUGCAGUGUGUUUUGAGAAGGAUUCAGUCCGACUGCCUGAAUGCGGCGGUAGCGUUCUUGGACGAUGCCAAAGCGUUGGACACCGUGUCAUGCGACACAGUUAUACGAGCCGCAGCUGCACAUGGAGCCCCACCAGAGCUUCAGCUUUAUUUGCGUGCGUUAUACACCUCUUCAAUGUUGCUGCUUGGCAAUGAAGUUUUGGAAUAUCGCAGAGGUGUGGGGCAAAGGGAUCCUCUGUCUCCUCUCUUUUUUAUCAUGAUUAUGGAUGAGGAGGUUGCUGCUACCCUGCCAAAUCGGGGGGUGCGGCUGUGUGGCGAUGAGAUUGGUGCUUUGGCAUACGCGGAUGACCUUGUGUUGUUCGUUCCUUCCCAAGAGGCGUUGUCUGUGAAGCUGGUGGCUUUGCAGCAGUCACUUUCGGCGGCAGGUAUGUCGUUGAACGCCUCGAAGUGUCGGGCUCAUUAA